AGGAUCCUGCUCAUCCUAGUUCACAUACCUUACGCAGAGAAAGAUUGGCUUCUCCUCCAGGAAAAGCAGUUCCAGACGACCUGUCAAGUUUCCAUUUGCCCUCUUGUGGGUUUAAAGCGGCCCCGUUUGGAGGUUGUCGAGAGGUCUGAGAAGGUCAAGGGGAUUAAAGGAUGGUGGUGGUGGUCUUGCUGGGGCUCAGCUGGUUCUGCGCCCCCCUGGGAGCUCUGGUUCUGGACUUCAACAACAUCAAGAGCUAUGCUGAAGGGGCUCGUAAGGGUUCACAGUGCCUGUCUGACAAGGACUGCAGUUCUAGAAAAUUCUGCCUCAAACCUCAAGACGAGAAGCCAUUCUGUGCUACGUGUCGUGGGUUACAGAGGAGGUGCCAACGUAGUGCCAUGUGCUGCCCUGGAAUGCUCUGCUUGAAUGAUGCUUGUACGAUGAUGGAAGAUAGAAUGCCAAUAUUGGAAAGACAGAUCGAUGACCAAGAUGAUGUGGACACAAAAGGAACAACUGAGCAUCCAAUUCAGGAAAACAAACCCAAAAGGAAGCCAAAUAUUAAAUCACAAGGCAGUAGGGGGCAAGAGGGAGAAAGAUGUCUUAGGACUUCUGACUGCAGAGCUGGACUUUGCUGUGCUCGUCAUUUUUGGACUAAAAUUUGUAAGCCAGUCCUCUUGGAGGGACAGGUCUGCUCUAGGAGAGGGCAGAAAGAUACUGCUCAAGCUCCAGAAAUCUUCCAGCGCUGUGACUGUGGUCCUGGACUGUUAUGUCGAAAUCAAGUGACUGGCAACCGACAAAUUGCGCGGUUAAGAGUAUGCCAAAAAAUCUAAAAAGCUGUAAAUACUUCAAAAUAAAGACAACUCCUUAUUGUAUUCAAACAGAAAUCUCAGACAUUAAUUUAAAAAUCUUUUAUACAAAUAUCUCUAUAAAUCAAAUCUGGUAGCAACUGAGAUAGACCCAGAGCACUGUGAGAUGCUGCCUUGUGAGGAGGGAAAACUGGCGUGGGCUUUUUGUCUAUUUCUGCAGAAAAGUCAUGGGAUUCUACAGAAAAGUUUCGUUUGACUUAGUGACUCAAAUAAAUCUUUACAUAAUUUCUGGUGAAAUUUUAGUACCCUGACAGUAGCUUAUGGGGAAAAUAAGUGAUGGUCUCUGCAGUUAAUUCUUAUCUUACCAGUGAAAAUUAUCACAGUAAAGAAAAAAAAUUUUUCCUUAAAAUCCCUCUUAUUGUCUUUCAUUUCUUGUAAGG
Molecule: messenger RNA, 1243 nt
Organism: Canis lupus familiaris (dog)
Lineage: Eukaryota; Metazoa; Chordata; Mammalia; Carnivora; Canidae
Gene: DKK4
Product: dickkopf WNT signaling pathway inhibitor 4
Exons: 4
Coding region: 171-827 (218 amino acids)
Biological process (GO): negative regulation of canonical Wnt signaling pathway; multicellular organism development
Cellular component (GO): extracellular region
Molecular function (GO): receptor antagonist activity; co-receptor binding
Source: RefSeq, a predicted model, not a curated record